This is a messenger RNA of Dicrocoelium dendriticum, 2180 nucleotides long. Lineage: Eukaryota; Metazoa; Platyhelminthes; Trematoda; Plagiorchiida; Dicrocoeliidae. The record is from the annotation of a GenBank genome assembly.
AUGGUAUAUAAAACUCGUUCUGAUCAUGUUGCGAGGGGAACUCAGGAUACCAUGGCAGCAAUGUUUCAAAAGUUUGCAAUCUGCGUCUUCGUCUGCUACUUAACAUAUAUCAAGCCGGGGAUUUGCACAACACUUACUACCAGGAAUUCGUGUCGGUUAUCCUUCGUGGGUAAAGAAAAUGGAACGAUGAUUGGCUACUCAAACAAAAGCAAUUUUGACGUUGAAGGAUUUUGUAAUUAUGCGAUGGAAGUUAGGGAAGGUAACCAGGUCAACCUAACCUUCGAGAAUGUCACGCUGGAGCGUGAGGGGGUUUCGCUGAAGGACUACAUCGUGAUAUUUGACGGUCCAGAUUGCAUGUCUAGAAGAAUCAGGGCAGUACAUGACCAACAAACUCCUCGAUUUAUAUCCUCGGGGAACCGAAUGGCUGCACUUUUUAUAUCAAAUAGCCAAUCCGAAACUGUUGGGUUCAAGGCCCGAUUCUACACCGUUACUUCGCAGAAUGCAUCAAAGCCACUCCCACCGAAGGGACGAAAUCUGAUACUAUGGAACUGUGGAGGAAAUUUGACAAAUGAGACUGGUUCGCUAUCAUUCAACAAAACUUCUUUGCAAAAUGCGUUAUGCAUUUGGAGGAUAACUGUUGCGGUCGACAAAUUAGUGGAGCUUCAUAUUGAAAAACUGGAGCUGCAAACCCUAAGUUCAUCAUUUCGAGUAUUGGACGGGAAUGACUGUGCAGCCGAUGUCAUAUACUACCACCGGAGUUACGAUGCAGCGGGUCCACUCAGUAUCAAUUCAACAUCGAACGUGAUGGUCGUCGUGCUUGCCGCGCCACUGGGACUAUCUUUUGCAGAAGUCAAAGCAUCGUACAAAAGCGUUCCCAAUCGCAAUUUCACGAACACUACAACACCGAUAGAGACCACGGUCACAACAACAACUGUUGGGGUGAUUUCAUCAUCACCAUCGUCGGAACAGCCAGAAAAUGAAAUCACGUCACCUGUGUCCAGUUCCACAACAGAACAACCUGAAACGUCAACUUCAAGCGGGGAUAUAAUUGCAACAACCGAAAUUAGUACAAGGAAUUCUUGUCACGUAUCCUUUGUGGGUAAAGAAAAUGGAACGAUGAUUGGCUACGCAAACAAAAGCAAUUUUGACGUUAAAGGAUUUUGUAAUUAUGCGAUGGAAGUUAGCGAAGGUAAUCAGGUCAACUUAACCUUCGAGAUUGUCAAGCUGGAGCGUGAAGGGAUUUCGCUGAAGGACUACAUCGUGAUAUUUGACGGUCCAGAUUGCAUGUCUAGAAGAAUCAGGGCAGUACAUGACCAACAAACUCCGCGAUUUAUAUCCUCGGGGAACCGAAUGGCUGCCCUUUUCAUAUCAAAUAGCCAAUCCGAAACGGUUGGGUUCAAGGCCCGAUUCUACACCGUUACUGCGCAGAAUGCAACGAAGCCACUCCCACCGAAGGGACGAAAUCUGAUACUAUGGAACUGUGGAGGAAAUUUGACAAAUGAGACUGGUUCGCUAUCAUUCAACAAAACUUCUUUGCAAAAUGCGUUAUGCAUUUGGAGGAUAACUGUUGCGGUCGACAAAUUAGUGGAGCUUCAUAUUGAAAAACUGGAGCUGCAAACCCUAAGUUCAUCAUUUCGAGUAUUGGACGGGAAUGACUGUGCAGCCGAUGUCAUAUACUACCACCGGAGUUACGAUGCAGCGGGUCCACUCAGUAUCAAUUCAACAUCGAACGUGAUGGUCGUCGUGCUUGCCGCGCCACUGGGACUAUCUUUUGCAGAAGUCAAAGCAUCGUACAAAAGCGUUCCCAAUCCCAAUUUCACGAACACCACAACACCCAUAGAGACCUCGGUAGCAACAACAUCAGAGGAGGAUGAAAAAGUUGUGACUUCACCUACCCUAAAUCCCGCAACUGGUGCAGCCACUGCUCAUACCUCACUGACUUUGGCCUACGCGUGCAACUUAUUCACAAUGUUUCUAUGGACGUUUAUCAGUGCAAUUCACAUGUCGCCCGCAUAAAUAGCUCUUGUGCACCGUUCCAGCAAAUAACAUUUCAACAACUACACACCCAAUUCAUUCAACAUGGUACACGUUUCAUAUCUACUUGAAGCAGAUACAGCAAUUUGACGCAGUUAGCUAUUCGACAUACCUUUCCUGUAAUCUUUUUUACAUAUUCCUCACAU